Molecule: messenger RNA, 1059 nt
Organism: Eptesicus fuscus (big brown bat)
Lineage: Eukaryota; Metazoa; Chordata; Mammalia; Chiroptera; Vespertilionidae
Product: transcription factor CP2-like protein 1
Exons: 11
Coding region: 1-1059 (352 amino acids)
Biological process (GO): regulation of transcription by RNA polymerase II
Cellular component (GO): nucleus
Molecular function (GO): RNA polymerase II cis-regulatory region sequence-specific DNA binding; DNA-binding transcription activator activity, RNA polymerase II-specific
Source: RefSeq, a predicted model, not a curated record
AUGCUGAAGGGACUUGGUGAGAACUAUGAAGAACUUAAUGGGAACUACAAGGAACUUAGUGGGAACUACAUCAGCAUGAAAAAGGACAUAGAAACCAUGAAUAAGAACCACCCGAGCACUACAACCAGCACGGCGCCGGCGGCUACCUGCGGUCAGUCUUAUGAAAUCCGGCUGCUGGAGAAUCGGAAGCUGGGAGACUUUCAGGAUCUGAACACAAAGUACGUCAAGAGCAUCAUCCGUGUGGUUUUCCAUGACCGCCGGCUGCAGUACACAGAGCACCAGCAGCUGGAGGGCUGGCGGUGGAGCCGGCCCGGGGACCGGAUCCUGGACCUCGAUGUUCCACUGUCUGUUGGUAUCUUGGACCCCAGGGCCAGCCCGACCCAGCUGAACACAGUCGAGUUUUUGUGGGACCCUUCGAAGAGAGCCUCCGCGUUCAUUCAGGUGCACUGCAUCAGCACAGAGUUCACCCCGAGGAAGCACGGGGGCGAGAAGGGGGUGCCUUUCCGAGUGCAGAUCGACACGUUUAAGCAGAACGAGAAUGGGGAGUACGCCGAGCACUUGCACUCUGCCAGCUGCCAGAUCAAGGUGUUCAAGCCGAAGGGAGCAGACCGGAAACAGAAGACGGACCGGGAGAAGAUGGAGAAGAGAACCGCCCAGGAGAAGGAGAAGUACCAGCCGUCCUAUGAAACCACCAUUCUCACCGAGUGCUCUCCGUGGCCCGACGUGGCCUACCAGGUGAACAGCGCCCCGUCCCCAAGCUACAACGGCUCUCCAAACAGCUUCGGCCUCGGCGAAGGCAACAGCUCACCGACCCCCUCCCACCCGCUGGAGACCCUGCCCAUGGGCAGUGACCACCUGCUCCCGUCCGCCUCCAUCCAGGACGCCCAGCAGUGGCUGCACCGCCACAGGUUCUCGCAGUUCUGCCGGCUCUUCGCCAGCUUCUCAGGUGCUGACUUGCUGAAGAUGUCUCGAGAUGAUCUGGUGCAGAUCUGUGGCCCCGCAGAUGGGAUCCGGCUCUUCAACGCCAUCAAAGGCAGGUGGGUGUCAGUGUCCAGCUGA